AUGUCUGAAUCAAAAUUUUGGAAGAUCAAACAACUUUUCAUUUUCAUACUGGUUGCGUUGGCUGCAAAUUUUAACUAUGGAUUUUCAACGACGUAUAUUAAUACUUCAGUGGAUCAGUUUAAGAACUUCCUGAACACCUCAUUAUCACAUCGCCAUGUGGUUAUGACCGAAACAAAAUAUGACAUAAUUUGGAAUUUAUUUCUCAACUGUUGGUUUGUUGGAUAUUUCGUUGGAGUAUGGUUCAGCCCGAUUUUUAAUGAUAAUUGGCUUCCUUAUCGGAAACUCGACAGCAUUUCUAGCGUCAAUCCUUCAAUGUCUAGCAAUUCUAUGGUAUUGCCCCGAACUAUUGAUAGUAUCCAGAUUUAUCACUUCCAUAUGCAUGGCUGUCACAUACCAAUCCUGUAUACUGUUCUUGCAGAAUGCUCGCCUACUCAUCUCCGUGGAAGUUUCUCAUUCCUUUCCGAAGUCUCCUAUUCCUCUAUGACUAUGGUUGGAAGCUUCCUUGGCCAGGACUAUAUUCUUGGAUCUCAUCUAUUCUGGCUAUGUUUUUUCGUCGUCCCAUUUUGUCUUUUUUUCACUCUGGCCCUAUUUUUGCUUCCGGAAACCCCAAAAUUUCUGUUGAUUUCCAAAGAUUCUGAAGAGCAAGCCACCGAAUCUGUGAAGUACUACCAUGGCGUGGAUUCAGAUGCCAAGCAAGUUUUAGAAGAAAUUCGGAAGGAAGCAGAGUGUGAAAAUGAUCCUUUAGAAGACUCUACAACUUUUCGAAAAAUGAAAGAGCUCUUCACGGAGCCCCAUUUGAGAAUGGCAUUGAUCUUAAGUGUAUCGGCACUUACGAAUACCGUCGGAUUGUGGGCGUUACUUCUAUCAUCCACGUUUUUCCUAGAAAAUGCCAACGUGGAAUCAGAAGUAGCCGAGUGGAGUACAACCGCGAUGAGUUUAGCAUAUGUGUCCGGAACGGUCACUGGAGGAAUUAUAAUUGAGAAAGUCGGUCGUCGGACACUUCUUCUCCUAUUCACUUUUCUUAACAAUUUGGCUCUACUCGCGUUUGUGUUUUUUGCGAAAAUUCGGAUUUUGAUUGACCCAAUGAAAUAUGGGUGUCUAGGAGCACUCAUAAUCUAUGGAUACACUUAUGGAACCGGUGUUGGCCCAAUUUCUUGGUUCAUUUCUUCUGAACUGGUGCCUCAAAAACAUCGAAGUAUCGCUCAAUCGGUUGCAUACGCCAUUAAUACCCUAAUGGUCGUUAUUAGCACAUUUACCGUACUCCCACUGUAUUCUGUAAUUGGAAGUUAUGCAUUUGUGAUACUGUAUUCGAUUCCUUCAUUUAUAAGUAUGCUUAUUUUGUUUAGGUAUUUGCCAGAAACAAAGAGACGGGAGAUUCAUGACAUAGUGAAUGAGUUGAAGAAUAAAUAG
Caenorhabditis briggsae is the source of this 1410-nucleotide messenger RNA. The coding region runs from base 1 to 1410 and encodes 469 amino acids. The transcript is spliced from 6 exons. Gene Ontology annotation, molecular function: hexose transmembrane transporter activity. Gene Ontology annotation, biological process: monosaccharide transmembrane transport. The record is from RefSeq and is a predicted model, not a curated record. NCBI's taxonomy places the organism in Eukaryota, Metazoa, Nematoda, Chromadorea, Rhabditida, Rhabditidae. Gene Ontology annotation, cellular component: membrane.